Molecule: messenger RNA, 3063 nt
Organism: Jaculus jaculus (lesser Egyptian jerboa)
Lineage: Eukaryota; Metazoa; Chordata; Mammalia; Rodentia; Dipodidae
Gene: Sema6b
Product: semaphorin 6B
Exons: 16
Coding region: 30-2720 (896 amino acids)
Biological process (GO): negative regulation of axon extension involved in axon guidance; axon guidance; negative chemotaxis
Molecular function (GO): semaphorin receptor binding; chemorepellent activity
Source: RefSeq, a predicted model, not a curated record
GUGACCCCCAAGGCCACCUGGCCCUCGCCAUGCGGACCCCGCGAGCGCCCCCUCCCGGCCCGGCCCUGCUGCUGCUCCUGCCGCUGCUCCUGGGGGCCGCCCACGGUCUGUUCCCCGAGGAACCUCCGCCUCUCAGCGUGGCCCCCAGGGACUACCUGAGCCACUAUCCCGUGUUCGUGGGCAGCGGGCCUGGGCGCUUGAGUCCCACCGACGGCGCUGAAGACCUCAAUAUCCAGCGCGUGCUGCGUGUCAACCGGACACUGUUCAUUGGGGACAGAGACAACCUGUACCGCGUGGAGCUGGAGCCCCCCACGACCCUGGAGCUGCGCUACCAGCGGAAGCUGACAUGGCGUUCCAACCCCAGUGACAUCGAUGUAUGUCGCAUGAAGGGCAAGCAGGAGGCCGAGUGUCGGAAUUUUGUGAAGGUGCUGUUGCUUCGAGACGAUUCCACGUUGUUCGUGUGUGGCUCCAACGCCUUCAAUCCAGUGUGUGCCAAUUACAGUAUGGACACACUGCAGCCUCUUGGGGACAACAUAAGCGGCAUGGCCCGUUGCCCAUAUGACCCCAAGCAUGCCAAUGUCGCCCUCUUCUCAGACGGAAUGCUUUUCACAGCCACCGUGACAGACUUUCUAGCCAUCGAUGCUGUCAUCUACCGCAGCCUCGGGGACAGGCCCACUCUGCGCACCGUAAAACACGACUCCAAGUGGUUUAAAGAGCCCUACUUUGUCCAUGCAGUGGAAUGGGGCAGCCACGUCUACUUCUUCUUCCGGGAGAUCGCGAUGGAGUUCAAUUACCUGGAGAAGGUGGUGGUGUCCCGUGUGGCUCGAGUGUGCAAGAAUGACGUGGGUGGCUCCCCGCGUGUGCUGGAGAAGCAGUGGACGUCAUUCCUGAAGGCGCGGCUCAACUGCUCAGUGCCGGGCGAUUCCCACUUCUACUUCAAUGUGCUGCAGGCUGUGACAGGGGUGGUGAUCCUGGGCGGGCGGCCCACGGUCCUUGCCGUCUUCUCCACUCCCAGCAACAGCAUCCCCGGCUCGGCCGUGUGCGCCUUCGACAUGACCCAAGUGGCCGCAGUGUUUGAAGGCCGUUUUCGUGAGCAGAAGUCCCCCGAGGCCAUCUGGACACCGGUGCCGGAGGAACAGGUGCCACGGCCCCGGCCCGGGUGCUGCGCGGCCCCUGGCUCACAGUACAACGCAUCCAGCGCCCUGCCUGACGAGAUUCUGAACUUCGUCAAGACCCAUCCGCUGAUGGACGAGGCGGUGCCCUCCCUGGGCCACGCACCCUGGAUCGUGAAGACCCUGAUGCGGCACCAGCUGACCAGAGUGGCUGUGGAUGUGGGCGCUGGCCCCUGGGGUAACCAGACUGUGGUCUUCCUGGCUUCUGAGAUGGGCACCGUCCUCAAGUUCCUCGUGCGGCCCAAUGCCAGCGUCUCAGGGACCACUGGGCCUAGUGUCUUCCUAGAGGAGUUUGAGACCUACCGGCCCGACAGGUGUGGACCGUCUGGCGGUGCUGGUGAGCCGGGGCAGCGGCUGCUGAGCCUGGAACUGGACGCCGCCUCGGGAGGCCUGCUGGCGGCCUUCCCCCACUGCGUGGUGCGCGUUCCUGUUGCCCGCUGUCAGCAGUAUUCUGGGUGCAUGAAGAACUGCAUUGGCAGCCAGGAUCCCUACUGUGGAUGGGCCCCAGAUGGUUCCUGCAUCUUCCUCAGCCCAGGAACCAGAGCCACAUUUGAGCAGGACAUAUCCGGGGCCAGCACCUCAGGCUUAGGGGACUGCACAGGACUCCUGAGGGCCAGCCUGUCGGACGAGCGAGCAGGGCUGGUGUCCGUGAACCUGCUGGUGACGUCGUCGGUGGCCGCCUUCGUGGUGGGCGCGGUGGUGUCGGGCUUCAGCGUGGGCUGGUUCGUGGGCGUGCGCGAGCGGCGCGAGCUGGCCCGGCGCAAGGACAAGGAGGCCAUCCUGGCCCACGGCGGCGGCGAGGCGGUGCUGAGCGUGAGCCGCCUGGGCGAGCGCCGCGCGGGGCCGGGAGGUCGCGGGGGAGCCGGCGGCGGGGGACCCCCGGAGGCCCUGCUGGCGCCCCUCAUGCAGAACGGCUGGACCAAGGCCACGCUGCUCCAGGGCGGCCCCCACGACCUGGACGCCGGGCUGCUGCCCACGCCGGAGCAGACGCCGCUGCCGCAGAAGCGUCUGCCCGCGCCGCACCCGCACGCGCACCCGCACGCACACGGCCUGGGCCCCCGCGCCUGGGAGCUCGGCCACCCGCACCCGCUGACCCCGGCCUCCGCCUCGGCCUCCGCCUCGCUGCUGCUGCUGGCCCCGGCACGCGCCCCCGAGCCCCCCGCGGCCCCCGCAGAACCGGGUCUCGACGGUCGCCACCACGGUGCCCCCAGGCCUGGCCGGGCGUCGCAUCCCGGGGACUUCCCGCUGACCCCCCACGCCAGCCCGGACCGCCGGCGGGUGGUGUCGGCGCCCACGGGCCCCUUGGACCCCUGCUCGGCAGGGGACAGCCUGCCCAGGCCCUGGAGUCCACCCCCGACGGGCAGCCUCCGGAGACCGGGUCCCCACGGGCCGCCGGCCGCCGCCCUGCGCCGCACGCACACGUUCAACAGCGGCGAGGGCCGGCCCGGGGACCGUCACCGCAGCCGCCACCCCAGGCCCGGCCCGGACUUGGCCCAUCUCCUCCCCUAUGGGGCAGCGGACAGGACUGCGCCCCCUCCGGUGCCCUAGGCGGGGCGGGGGGGGGGACCCGGACGCCUUGGCGGUGCCAACCGUGGGAACCUGGAACCGGGCAUGGCGCGAGAUCGCCGGGGCCCGCUGGUUCCGAGUGGGGGCAUCAAGCCCCGUGUGUCCACGCGGGGUCCCCUUGCCACAGGGAAGCACAACAGGCCCUGGACCCCCGGGGCGGGGGACAGGACAUGGACUCGAGGUGCCCCCAGGUGGGCGGAGGAAACAGCUGUGAAUUGGAGGUGGACCUUCUGCUCAUCCACUCUGGUUUCUUUGGCAGAUUUUUCUUUCUCUUCUUUUCUUUUUCUUUUUUUCUAACGAAUUGCACAUCCGUUCUCGGGGUGGC